GCUAGCCUUCCAUCUCCUUCUCCCCUGACUUGUCCCGCGCUCCUCUCCCUCCACUUUCUCCCCACGAGUUUCCUUGCUGCCUUUCUUUCGGGCACGUCUCCUCUUCCUCCUCUUCAUCGUCUCCGCCGUCCUUGGUCACGAGCAGAGCAGGAAGUCUGGUACCGGACGAGGGGAAAGGGCCUCGAUCGAUCGGCACUGUUCUUGGCCUCGGAUCAGCUCAUCUGCAGGGCAGCGGGUCAACACCGCUACUCCGCUAGGCGCCGAAGCGAGGGCCACCCGCGCGCCACAGCGGAAGGAUGGACGGCAACCACGCGCCGCAUUCCAACCAGCACCAGCCGUCGCCGGAGCGGGACGGCAGCUUCAGCUACGACAUAGAGAGCAUGGACGGCGGCGGCGGCGGGUUGCGUGGCGCCGCGUCCGAGGCGCUGCUGCGGUUCGACGACGACGACAGCGGCGGCGGCCCGCGGGAGCCGCUGCUGCGGAAGCGGACCAUGAACACCACCUCCCAGAUCGCCAUCGUCGGGGCCAACGUCUUCCCCAUCGAGAGCCUCGACUACGAAAUCGUGGAGAAUGACCUUUUCAAGCAAGAUUGGCGGUCCAGAAAGAAGAAGCAGAUAUUUCAGUAUGUUGUUCUGAAAUGGGCACUGGUUCUUCUGAUUGGCCUGCUGACUGGGCUUGUUGGUUUCUUCAACAAUCUUGCGGUCGAGAACAUUGCUGGAUUCAAAUUGUUGAUCACGGGUGAACUUAUGCUCCAGAACAGGUACUUCGUAGCAUUUUUGGCAUAUGGAGGCUGCAAUCUAGUCCUGGGAGCCACUGCUGCAGCAAUCUGCGCUUACAUAGCACCGGCUGCUGCUGGUUCUGGAAUUCCUGAAGUUAAGGCAUAUCUUAAUGGUGUUGAUGCUUACUCUAUUUUAGCUCCCAGCACACUCUUUGUGAAGAUAUUUGGUUCAAUACUUGGAGUUUCAGCUGGAUUUGUACUUGGGAAAGAAGGUCCCAUGGUACAUACGGGGGCAUGCAUUGCAAACUUGCUUGGUCAGGGGGGAUCACGCAAGUAUCAUCUUACCUGUAAUUGGCUGAAAUAUUUUAAGAACGAUAGGGAUAGGCGGGAUUUGAUUACAUGUGGUGCAGCAGCUGGAGUAGCAGCAGCAUUUCGUGCACCUGUUGGUGGUGUACUCUUUGCUCUUGAGGAAGCAGCAUCAUGGUGGCGAAGUGCUCUUCUGUGGAGAACAUUCUUUACAACUGCUGUUGUUGCUGUCGUGUUGAAGGCCCUGAUUGAGUUCUGUCGUAGUGGAAAAUGUGGUCUGUUUGGGCAAGGAGGCUUGAUUAUGUUUGAUCUUAGCUCAAACAUCCCGACAUACGGCACCCAAGAUGUCAUCGCAAUUAUAAUCCUUGGAAUAAUUGGUGGUGUCUUCGGGGGCCUCUUCAACUUUCUCUUGGAUAGGAUUCUCCGUGUCUACAGUAUUAUCAAUGAGAGGGGUGCUCCAUUAAAGAUCCUCCUCACCAUCACAAUAUCAAUUAUCACGUCGGCGUGCUCCUAUGGGCUCCCUUGGCUUGCUCCGUGCACUCCAUGCCCUGUUGGUUCCAUGGAGGAAUGCCCCACCAUUGGUCGUUCUGGAAAUUAUAAGAGCUUCCAGUGCCCGCCUGGUCAUUACAAUGGUCUUGCAUCACUCUUCUUCAACACAAAUGAUGAUGCCAUCCGCAAUCUUUUCAGCCGUGGCACCGCGAACGAGUUCCACAUGUCUAGUCUUUUCGUAUUCUUCACCGCUAUUUACUGCCUUGGCCUCUUGACGUAUGGUAUUGCGGUCCCAUCUGGUCUCUUUAUCCCUGUAAUUCUUGCUGGGGCUACGUAUGGACGCAUAGUGGGGACACUUCUCGGCCCCAUGUCUGAUCUUGAUCCUGGCCUCUUUGCACUGCUUGGUGCCGCAUCCUUCCUUGGUGGAACAAUGAGAAUGACCGUGUCAGUCUGCGUAAUCCUUCUGGAGCUUACGAAUGAACUCCAUAUGCUCCCAUUGGUCAUGCUUGUCCUUCUGAUAUCGAAGACCAUAGCCGAUUGCUUCAACAAAGGGGUCUAUGAUCAGAUUGUGGUGAUGAAAGGUUUGCCAUUCAUGGAGGCGCAUGCUGAACCAUACAUGAGGCAGUUGGUAGCUAGUGAUGUCGUGUCCGGGCCACUGAUCUCCUUUUCAGGCGUUGAGAAGGUGGGCAACAUUGUGCAAGCUUUAAGGAUCACGGGCCACAACGGAUUUCCAGUGGUUGAUGAGCCACCUCUAUCAGAAGCUCCAGAGCUGGUUGGGCUGGUGCUUAGAUCACACCUGUUGGUUCUGCUGAAUGGCAAGAACUUCAUGAAAGACAAGGUGAAAACAAGUGGUAGCUUUGUGCUGCGAAGAUUUGGUGCAUUUGACUUUGCCAAGGCUGGUUCUGGUAAAGGUAUGAAAGUCGAGGACCUGGAUUUCACUGAUGAAGAAAUGGAGAUGUAUGUUGAUCUCCAUCCUAUCACAAAUACCUCACCCUACACGGUGGUUGAAACAAUGUCACUUGCAAAGGCUGCAGUCCUUUUCAGGUCACUAGGCUUAAGACACCUCCUGGUUGUGCCAAAGACCCCAGGGAGACAUCCCAUUGUUGGGAUUCUCACCCGGCACGAUCUCAUGCCGGAGCAUAUCCUUGGGCUGUUCCCAAAUCUCCGCAAGUCACACUGAGGGGGCAAAAUCAGAGCACUCAGCAGAUCAUACAAUUUUUUUGUACCUGGCUUGUCAUUUCUCAUGAAGAUGCUUCAUUGGAUCAUGGAAUAAGCUGAUAUAUGUAUUGUAAAGACUUGAUUCCCCAAUCAGCAGUUUCAUUGGAUUUCUUUUUGGUAGCUUAUUAUACUCUUGUGUAGUAACAAACAAUACACCUGCCA
Messenger RNA from Lolium rigidum, 2893 nucleotides. RefSeq names its product chloride channel protein CLC-c-like. Gene Ontology annotation, cellular component: intracellular membrane-bounded organelle; plant-type vacuole membrane. The record is from RefSeq and is a predicted model, not a curated record. Gene Ontology annotation, biological process: transmembrane transport; chloride transport. Gene Ontology annotation, molecular function: voltage-gated chloride channel activity. The coding region runs from base 297 to 2693 and encodes 798 amino acids. NCBI's taxonomy places the organism in Eukaryota, Viridiplantae, Streptophyta, Magnoliopsida, Poales, Poaceae. The transcript is spliced from 8 exons.